Molecule: messenger RNA, 1801 nt
Organism: Periophthalmus magnuspinnatus
Lineage: Eukaryota; Metazoa; Chordata; Actinopteri; Gobiiformes; Gobiidae
Gene: ces3
Product: carboxylesterase 3
Exons: 13
Coding region: 85-1758 (557 amino acids)
Source: RefSeq, a predicted model, not a curated record
GUUGAAAGUACAUGACACUGGGAGGGAAACUGCCAUAUUCUCUGAAAGCAUACUACUGUAUACUGUAUUCUCAGAAAGGACAGGAUGAGAGCUCCACCAGUCCUGCUCUGUCUGCUGUCUGUAUGGAGUCUAGCUCAAGGGGUACCAGUUGGGAGCACUGACCCUGUACUAUCCCUGAAGAAUGGGCGAAUUCGAGGAGAAGUAGUGACAGUGAAGGGAACAGACAGGAGAGUGAAGCAAUACCUGGGGAUCCCUUUUGCUCAGCCACCAGUGGGACCCUUGCGCUUGGCUGCUCCACAGGAAGCACAGCCCUGGGAUGGAGAGAGGGACUGCACCACACAGCCACCUAUGUGCAUCCAGGACCCACAGAUAGUGGUCAAUGUUUCAAAGACCAUGUCUAUGCACUUUGACACCCCAGACAUUUCUGAAGACUGCCUGUAUCUGAAUGUGUACACCCCAGAAGGUGCAGCACAAGAGGACAGGCUGCCAGUGCUGUUUUGGAUCCAUGGUGGAGGUCUCACUGUAGGGGCGGGAUCCCAGUAUGACGGCUCCUCAUUGGCUGCUUAUGAAAAUAUGGUGAUAGUCAUUAUCCAAUACCGCCUUGGUCUUCUGGGAUUCCUCAGCACUGGAGAUGAGCAUGCACAGGGGAACUGGGGCUUCCUGGACCAGCUCAUGGCACUGCGCUGGGUGCAGGACAACAUUCAGGUGUUUGGUGGAGACCCUCAGAGUGUGACUAUUGCUGGGGAGUCAGCAGGAGGCAUUAGUGCGUCUAUACUGACUCUAUCUCCGCUCGCCAAAGGCCUGUUUCAGAAAGCCAUUUUCCAGAGUGGAGUGGCAACACUGGGUAGCUACACCACACACAAUCCUUUGACCCAUGCCAAGAUUAUUGCCAACCUAACGGGAUGCACCCGAAGUACCACAGAGGAGAUGGUGGGCUGUAUCAGAGCAAUGACCAAAGAACAGUUAGUGGCUGCAACAAAAAAGAUACAGAUAUACCUGGGAGCUGUUGUAGAUGGCGUGUUUCUCACCGACUCUGCUGAGGAACUUCUGAAGAAAAAGGAGGUGAUGAAAAUCCCUGUGAUUUUGGGUAUCACUAACCACGAGUUUGGAUGGAUCCUGCCUCAGGCAUUUGGUCCUCCUGGCUGGGAGCAGGGAAUGAACAGGGAGGCUGUUAUGGCUGUCAUGAACAUGUUCAAUCCUUUUGGGGCAUCCUCUGCUAACAGCCUGAUUGCAAACGAGUACCUGCGAGACGCCCAAAGUCCUGAGGAUGUGCGAGACAGGUUCACUGAGGUGAUUGGUGACCUGCUCAUGACUGUGCCUGUGGUGGGAGUGGCUGGGUAUCUCUCAGAUGCUGCAGUUCCAGUGUAUUUGUAUGAGUUUGCAUAUCGUGCUGAGCUUUUCAAAGACACCCGGCCAAGUUUUGUGAAGGCAGAUCAUGCAGAUGAUGUGGGCUUUGUCUUUGGGGCAUGUUUUUGGAACGGGAACAUAAAAGUCAUUGGUAAUUUUACUAAAGAAGAGGAGACUCUUUGUAGAAAUAUGAUGUCCUAUUGGGCCAAUUUUGCACGAACUGGGUCUCCAAAUGGGCCAGGUCUGCUCAGCUGGCCUCAGUUUGACCGACAGCAGCAAGCCUACAUGGAGCUGGACCUCACACAGACAGUCAAACACAAACUGAGGAGCCAUCGGGUGCAUUUAAUCACAACCACGCUCCCUCAGAAACUACAGGAACUAGCAGCUGCAGGAAAGAAAGCCACUGAUUGAUUAUUAGGUCUAUUGAUUUUGAAUUACAUGCCAAUACAGUAUU